This is a messenger RNA of Ananas comosus (pineapple), 1019 nucleotides long. Its product is annotated as homologous-pairing protein 2 homolog. Gene Ontology annotation, cellular component: condensed nuclear chromosome; DNA recombinase auxiliary factor complex. Bases 116 to 796 code for a protein of 226 amino acids. The record is from RefSeq and is a predicted model, not a curated record. Gene Ontology annotation, molecular function: double-stranded DNA binding; recombinase activator activity. NCBI's taxonomy places the organism in Eukaryota, Viridiplantae, Streptophyta, Magnoliopsida, Poales, Bromeliaceae. Gene Ontology annotation, biological process: meiotic joint molecule formation; homologous chromosome pairing at meiosis; meiotic strand invasion involved in reciprocal meiotic recombination. The transcript has 6 exons.
UUGAAGUUUCCCCUCAAAAAAAUUCACUUCGAUCACCGUCUCACUCUUCAUCGUCUUCUUCGACGCCACUUACCUCUCCUUCCCGAAGAAGAAGAAGAAGAAGAAGAAGAGGAAUAUGGCGCCCAAACCCGACAAUGUCGAAGGAAUCGUUCUCAACUUCGUGAACGAGCAAAAUAGGCCUUUAAAUUCUCAAAAUGUCGCUGAUGCAUUGCAAAAGUACAAUCUUAAGAAAACUGGAGUCCAGAAAGCGCUGGAUGCAUUGUGUGAUAGCGGACAAAUUUCCUUCAAAGAGUAUGGUAAGCAGAGGAUCUAUCUUGCUCGGCAAGAUCAAUUCAAGAUACCCAAUGGGCAAGAGCUCGAUCAGAUGAAGAAGGAUAAUAGCAAGCUACAGGAAGAACUUGAAGCUCAAAAGAAAGCCCUAGCGGAGGUUGAGGCUGAAAUUCGAGCACUCCAAUCAAGCUUGACUUUGGGAGAAAUUCAUGCUAAAGAGGCAAAAUUACGAAGCGAGGUCCUGGAAAUGGAAGACAAGCUUGUGAAAUUGCGUAGUGGAGUUGUUUUGGUCAAACCAGAAGAGAAGAAGGUAGUAGAAGAAUCAUAUUCUGAGAAAAUUAAUCAGUGGAGAAAGCGAAAGAGGAUCUUCAAAGAACUAUGGGAUGCGAUAACAGAGAAUUCACCCAAGGAUGUAAAAGAAUUCAAGGAGGAACUUGGUCUCGAGUAUGAUGAAGAUGUUGGGGUCAGCUUACAAUCCUAUAGUGACCUGUUGAACCUCAGUAAAAAGAGAAAGACAUCACAGUAAUACAGCAUUUUAUUUGCAACUAAAUUUCAACUCAUAUAUGUUCCAAAGUUUUUAAAGGUAGGGUAAGUGUGUAUCUUUUAUGUAUGAUUUAUUCUUCUUUUUUCGUCCACUUCUGUUAGCAAUGAUCGCCGAAUCAUCUAUCAACACUUGAUUCCUUUUAAUUAGCCCCACUUUUCUCUGUACGGUUAGUUCCAUACUCUUAAGCAAUUGACAAGAUUCAGCA